AUGUCCUUGACCGACGCGAUCGAUCGCACCCUCUCAAUCAUCUCGUACCUCUACAGCAGCACCAUCGCCCCCCUCCUUCCCGCCCCGAUCGCCGCCACGAUCGAGGGCGCCGCCGCCUUCGUCUCCAGUCUCAUCUUCCCGAUCUUCCGCUCCGGCGAUCUGCCCUCCAUCGCCGCGUUGCUCGUCAUUCUCUGGCUCUCCCUCCGUACCCUGGACUAUAUCCGCCGCAGCGUCAUCGGAUGGAUAUUUCUAUUCGUGAAGCUCGCACUAUUGGCUCUGCUGCUACAGGGCGUGUGGUAUGUCAAUGCGUAUGGGUUUGAAAAAGCGCUGCAUGAUGCCGGCUGGGUGGGGGGCAUCUUAUGGGGGUGGGCUGAAGGGGCCUGGGAGGGCGUGGAUGUGGGAGGCAAUAACGGAGUGUAUGGAGGAUAUGGCGCUGCGGGGGCUGGCAGGAGGGGCAAAGGCGAUGGUUGGAAUGCUAGUCGAGGGAGGCAGCAAGCCGGCGGCGGAAGAACUGGAAACCGGUGGACCUGA
This is a messenger RNA of Cyphellophora europaea CBS 101466, 531 nucleotides long. RefSeq lists its product as uncharacterized. The record is from RefSeq and is a predicted model, not a curated record. The transcript has a single exon. NCBI's taxonomy places the organism in Eukaryota, Fungi, Ascomycota, Eurotiomycetes, Chaetothyriales, Cyphellophoraceae. Bases 1 to 531 code for a protein of 176 amino acids.